UGCUUGCGCGUCUUCAUGAUUGGUAUCAGCAACUACAGGAUUGUUUCACUCAAAGCCCUUUAUUCACCUUCUCUUAUUCCGUCUCUCCAUGCUGCUGUCCGUGCCAGAAUUGGACCGCUGCUUGGCAUUGACAUCGACAGCAUCGAGCGUGAGAUGCUAGGCGGAGAAGAUGAAGACAUUCUGGAUACUAACCAGGACAAUGAAGGCCAUGAUACGUACAACGCGGGAGCCGCUGCCAGUGGAGCCAUCGACAAUAGCGAUUUAGUUGAUGGUACAGGGUUGGAGGAGAAUCUAGGUAACAGCGGUGAUGCAGACCAGGAUUACGAGCCUGAGGAUAGCGAGGGGCCUGAUACUACCCCGGAUAGCCAAGUUCUUGCUGAAGACGACUCCGGCUUUGGAGACAAUGGCAAGCCCGCCGUUUUCACUGCAGGAAAAUUUUGGAACUUUGUUGAUACCUCGCUCGAGAACAUUCGCAAAGUUGCCAAGCAGGAGGCAGCGAACAAUCAUCAAGGAACCAUUCCCCUUCAUACAUCAAUUGAAACCACGUUUCGGCAAAUGCUUGUAGAAUAUUUUCAGGAGGACCUCGCUGAUUUUCCCGGCAACAUGUCCGUUCCUAAGCUCCUCACCAAUAAUAGCCCCCAGUGGCAGACCACCAUUCAGAACAAGCUCCUGUGGAAUCAGGAUCUGUGA
Messenger RNA from Suillus clintonianus, 690 nucleotides. RefSeq lists its product as uncharacterized. The annotation marks the transcript as partial. Lineage: Eukaryota; Fungi; Basidiomycota; Agaricomycetes; Boletales; Suillaceae. The record is from RefSeq and is a predicted model, not a curated record. The transcript is spliced from 2 exons.